Messenger RNA from Sesamum indicum (sesame), 1661 nucleotides. RefSeq names its product malonyl-coenzyme:anthocyanin 5-O-glucoside-6'''-O-malonyltransferase. NCBI's taxonomy places the organism in Eukaryota, Viridiplantae, Streptophyta, Magnoliopsida, Lamiales, Pedaliaceae. The record is from RefSeq and is a predicted model, not a curated record.
AAGAAUGCGCUGACAAUGUAUUAAUAUAAUUGAUUUCAGCCUUCUAAAUCCUAUCUUAAUUAUAUUUGUAGACACACACAUAUGACAUAUAUAUUCGCACAAAGAAGCGUCUGGCAGCAAACUCGAUCGUAGGUGGUACUGGUGUUUGAAUCUAUGGCUACAACGAUAAAAAGGGUCACCGUUCAAGAGUGUUGUAACAUUGCACCGCCCACUGCCGCUGGAGAUGAGGCGGAGCAAUCCCUGCCUCUUACAUUCUUCGACAUUCUCUGGCUAUACAUUCACCCAACUCAGCGUCUUCUCUUCUACCAAUUCCCCUGCUCCGCCAAAGAUUUCCUGGAAACUAUUGUCCCAAGUCUCAAGAAAUCUCUCUCUCGAACUCUAGGAAAUUACCUUCCCCUGGCAGGAAACUUACUAAUCCAUCCCUCGAAUUCAGGCAUGCCUGAGUUUCGCUACAGCCCUGGGGACUCAGUUUCCGUCACCUUUGCAGAGUGGAGCGAAAAUUUUGACUUUGAUUACCUGACAGGUAACCAAGCCCGGAAUUCAGAUAUGUUCUAUGCUUUGGUUCCUGUAUUGCCAGAACCCAGAGUUGAAUCUGAAUCGGCCUUUAAAAUAAUACCACUUCUAGCUAUCCAGGCCACUCUUUUUCCAGAAACAGGCAUUUGUAUUGGCAUUACUAACCAUCACGCCGUUGGGGACGCCAGUUCAAUAGUGGGAUUCAUUAAAGCUUGGAGUAGAGCAGCCAAACUUGGGGAAAAUCAGCAACUUUCAGCUGAAAAUCAAUCACUUCCAUUUUUCGACAGAUCCGUGAUUAAAGAUCCAUCAGGGCGGGCAAACCUUUUUUGGAACCAAAUGAGGCUUUUCCAGGUUGGGUCAUCUUAUUUAGAAUUUCCUACUAAUAAAGUCCGAGCAACGUAUGUUCUGCAAAACAAUGACAUCCACAUACUCAAGAACUUGGCGUUAGCUAGAGAACCAGGUCUACCUCACUUAUCGUCUUUUACAGUAACAACUGGUUAUGUUUGGGCCUGUUUGGUGAAAUCUGCAGCUGAAGCUGGGGAAGAAGUUGACGAUGAUGAGCCCGAAUACUUUGGCUUCGCCGUGGACGCCAGGCACAGGCUGGAACCGCCAGUGCCAGCCACGUAUUUUGGGAACUGCUUGGCGUUUGUCGUGACAGAAUCCACGCACAGGCUACUUAGAGGAAGUGCUGGAUUUGUUGUCGCAGUAAAGUUAAUUGGAGAGCUUAUUAGUCAAAAGGUAAAUAACAAGGAGGAAAUCUUGAGAGAUGCCGAUGACUGGAUAGUCAAGUAUGGGUCGCCAUUAUUGGGUAAACGGACUCUUGGGGUGGUGGGAUCGCCAAAAUUCGACUUGUAUGAUGCGGAUUUUGGGUGGGGAAAACCGAACAAGUAUGAAUCGAUGUCGACAGAUAGGUAUGGAUCCAUGUCAGUUUGCAAGUCGAGGGAAUUUGAGGGAGGUCUAGAGAUUGGUUUGUCUUUGCCUAGGAAGAAAAUGGAUGCCUUUGCAGCCAUCUUCUCUGAUGGACUAAAGACAUCAACUUCUCAAUAAUCAUCACGUGCUGCUUGGAUUCUUGUUGAUCUACAAACGGGACAGCAGCCCCAUUAACAGUUUGUGAUUUUCGACAAGUUCUUGUAUAAUACUAUAUUUAA